Selaginella moellendorffii is the source of this 1900-nucleotide messenger RNA. RefSeq names its product la-related protein 6C. The coding region runs from base 273 to 1805 and encodes 510 amino acids. The record is from RefSeq and is a predicted model, not a curated record. Gene Ontology annotation, molecular function: mRNA binding. Lineage: Eukaryota; Viridiplantae; Streptophyta; Lycopodiopsida; Selaginellales; Selaginellaceae. Gene Ontology annotation, biological process: RNA processing. The transcript is spliced from 10 exons. Gene Ontology annotation, cellular component: nucleus.
AUGUAGUGUGUCUAGAAGGGGAAGGAGGCGCGGCGCGACCCUCCCCCUCUCUCUGCCGCCACCGCCACUAGGGCAUCAUCGCUCGGAGCUUCAUCGCCAUAGCCACAGACGGAGCGAGUGUCACGCACACACACCGCCAGUCCAUCGAUCGAUCGCUGCCAUUCGCGGUCUCCUUCCUCCAUUCCGUGGAUCGAUCCAUUGGCGCGGCGGCGGGCGCGGCGAGGGCACAGUUGAAUUCAUUGCCUGGCAGCCACUGGUGAGGAGGAACCUUGAUGCAGCAAACGGAAUCGUCAUCAUCGCCAUCGAGAAGCGACAACGCCAUGACUGCCGCCGCCGCCGCCACCACAGCUUUUGCUGCUCCAAAGCACAACAAGGUGGUGAAUCGCGGGGCUGGCGUCUGGGUCGUAAAGUCUGAGCUCGCAAAGGCAGUGGCAGAAGUGAGCACUGCCAAAUCGGAUUCGGACAUCACCGAAACGCAAAAAGGCGUGGACACACCCAGUGUCGAUACCGGAUCUGGGAGUGAUCCCGGUGUUGUGCCCGAGCAGCAGCAGCAGAACCAAACACUCACUCGGCAGAUUUCUCUGAGCAAACUAAAUGCUGGAGCACCGGUCUUUGUUCCCAAGGCGACGUCUCCUCAGCCUCCUCCCGCGGCUUUGCAGCCUGGUCAGCCAGGUGUUCUCUCGUUUCCACCAAUGCCAGUCCAGCCAUCUCCGCCGGAAGCUCCCUCGGUUGUGGACGUGGAUGACCAGAAUGCUUCGGUGCCGUCGUCCUCUCAGAAGUCGUCUGCUCUCAGUGAAGAUACUCGCGCUCAAGUCGUCCAGCAGGUGGAGUUUUAUUUCAGUGAUGCCAACCUUCCAACAGAUAACUACUUGAUGAAGUUCAUCAAAAAGGAUCCCGAAGGUUUCGUUCCGAUACCGAUCAUCGGAUCGUUCAGAAAGAUCAAGCAGCUUACAAAGAAUUACGGUGCUUUAGCUGCAGCUCUAAGAUCCUCUUCCAAACUUGUAGUCAGCGAAGACGGGAAGAAAGUGAGGCGGGCUGAGCCACUUGCUGAUAUUGACCUUGACGAAAUCCAGGGACGAACAGUCGUAGCUGAGAACCUGCCGGAGGAUCACUCCAUACAAAGCCUAGAAAAGCUAUUUGGAACGAUUGGAAGCGUGAAAAUGGUAAGAGUGUGCGAACCAGGAUCUGCAAACAGUGUCAAUAAUGCUGCAUUGGCGAAGCACUCUAAAACCGACAGAGUUGUUAGUAAUAAGCUGCAUGCUCUGGUAGAGUACGAGACUCUUGAGCAAGCCGAGAAAGCUGUUGCGGAGCUGACUGACCAACGAAACUGGAGGAGCGGUCUUCACGUACGUCUUCUGCUCAGACGAAUGUAUCCUGCCAGCAAGCACAAUCAUGGAGCCAAGGGCCGAAAGUCUUCGACGGACGAAGAGGAUCUGGAAAGUAAAGGUGAGGGCGCCUCAGAAGCAUCACCAUCGACAGAUGAAACAACGGCAACGGGAGCUCCUGACACGGAGAAAGACAGCGCAAAGCGUGGAGUUCAGCAGCAGGCCGGGGGAAGAGGUCGUGGACGGGGGGGCCGAGGGCGAGGGAGAGGCGGAGGAGGAUUGAUCAACGCCAACGGUGGCAUGCUGGGGACAUCUCCACAGAUAAGUUGCAGCCCUUCCAUUGGCGAAACGAUGGUAGCAAAGCCGCCGCCAGGCCCUCGAAUGCCGGACGGAACUCGGGGCUUUAGUUUUGGGCGUGGAAGUGGUGCUGCCGCCACUGCUGUUGCCAAGGCCAGCCAAGCUCGCCCUGGCUCGCUAUGAUCUCCAAGGGGCUAUAAGCGUUUCUAGGUGCUUGGUCAAAUUGAAAUACAUAUAAUAGCUUGGAUUUUGGCUUAAUAUAAAGCUUGGUGCUGUAA